Didymodactylos carnosus is the source of this 868-nucleotide messenger RNA. Lineage: Eukaryota; Metazoa; Rotifera; Eurotatoria; Philodinida; Philodinidae. The record is from the annotation of a GenBank genome assembly.
GUGCGAGUCGACCUGGGUGUACAUUCUAAAUGUGAAAACCUUAUAUUUGCGUUAGCAGUGACAGCGGGAGUCACAUCGUGAGUUGUGCGAGUGGAUUGGAAAAAUCCCUAAACGAAAUUCGUAUACAGAAAUUAGUAAAAAAACAUUUGUCAAACGAUCCACCGUGCAAUCGAUGAUCAAAAAGUAUAAAAACACAAAGUGUAUUGGAAACAAAAUGUAUUGGGUCGUAAACGAAAACGACCGCCGCAGUCGAUCGUAUAAUUCAACGUAAAUUAAAAGUGGAUCGUCGAAAACCGGCAUUGUCAGUGAAAUAGAACUUGAACAAGAAUUAGGCGUGGUAAUUCAUAGAGAUACGGUUCGUAAUUGUGCAAAUGAAAUUAGUUUUUACGGCCGUACAGCGCGCAAAAAACCUUAUGUAAAUAGGGGUAGUCGUUUUAAACGUAUAAAAUAUGCAAGGCCUAUGUUAAAACAGCCGUUUGGUUACUGUAAUAAUGUCUUGUGGUCGGACGAGUCACAAUUUAAUUUGUUUGAUUCGGACGGGAAAGUUAUGGUUUGGAGAACGCCGAAGAAAGAAUUUAAUCUCAAAUGCACGGUAGCAGCAGUCAAAUAUGGUGGCGGUAAUUUGAAAGUGAUUGAAACAUUGGAAUGGGUUCCGUAUUCACCAGAUCUUAAUCCAAUGGAACAUAUGCGGGAUGAAUUGGAACGGCGAAUGAAAAAACACGAGCCAAAGAACAAAGACGAACUAAGAAAGGCUCUUUUGCAAGAGUGGAAUGGAAUUGGUACUGAUAUCACGGAAAAACUUGUUGAUACAGUACCUAAUCGUUUAUAUGAAUGUAUAACAAUGAAAGGCUUCUCAACCAGAUAUUAA